Messenger RNA from Poecilia latipinna (sailfin molly), 477 nucleotides. RefSeq names its product perforin-1-like. Gene Ontology annotation, molecular function: wide pore channel activity. The record is from RefSeq and is a predicted model, not a curated record. Bases 42 to 353 code for a protein of 103 amino acids. The transcript has 2 exons. Gene Ontology annotation, biological process: defense response to virus; immunological synapse formation; T cell mediated cytotoxicity. Gene Ontology annotation, cellular component: membrane. Lineage: Eukaryota; Metazoa; Chordata; Actinopteri; Cyprinodontiformes; Poeciliidae.
AUCUUUUAUAUGGCUCCUCUUUUGUUCACAGCUAUGCCAAGAUGUACUAUGGUUCCAUACAACGCAAGACCAAAAUGAUCGAAUCCAAUAGACCGAAGUGGGACGCUGAGUUUAAUUUGGGCAAGGUUGACACAAGCCUGGCUCUGAAGAUUGAGGUUUGGGAUGAAGAUCCGAAACAUGACGACCUUCUCGUUCACUGUGAGAAGUACCUGAGCCCUGGCACUCACACUUUCACGUGCACAGGAGGUUAUGGAAACGUCGAGGUUAAAUACACGCUGAAAUGUGAGCCAUAUCUGACUGGAGAAAUGUGCAGUCAUUAUAAACCAUCUCCCUUAGAGACAGUAGAUUGGUGAGUUUUGGGAAUUAAAGCAUUUCAUCACAUAAAAUUAACUCACUAAAUCUGGUAGAAACUCACAAUUUAAACAUAAUUGCUCAACUUCAUUAAAGACCUAGCCACAUAUGUAUUUCUCAUACAAU